Molecule: messenger RNA, 624 nt
Organism: Penicillium cinerascens
Lineage: Eukaryota; Fungi; Ascomycota; Eurotiomycetes; Eurotiales; Aspergillaceae
Product: phosphatase
Exons: 3
Coding region: 1-624 (207 amino acids)
Biological process (GO): peptidyl-glutamate ADP-deribosylation
Source: RefSeq, a predicted model, not a curated record
AUGUCUGCCACCAGUGGUGAUACCGGGGUGAUCGAGAUCCCAGGUGAUCUGUUCGACGCUCCUGAAGACUCGGCCCUGAUCCAUGCGUGCAAUGUCCAAGGUGCUUGGGGCGCGGGUAUUGCCCAGGUGUUCAAACAAAAGUACCCUGCCGCAUACCGCUAUUACCGCAACCACUGUCAGACAUACCGAUAUGGCAUAAUGACGCACUCCAUCCUCAACUUCCAGCCUGGUGAAAGCACCAUCACUGUGCGACUUCCGCUCGGCACGGCCCUAGUCAUCCCGCCGCAGCCGGGAGAUUGCAAGGGUGGUCGAAAGCGACAUUGGAUCAUCUGCCUCUUCACGUCGCGCAGCUAUGGUGUCCGAGUCGACUCGCCGGACAUGAUUAUCAACAGCACCUCUGCGGCACUUAAGGACUUGAAGAGUCAGGUUGAUUCUCUUCGGAAUGAUCAUCAAAACGGUGGGUCUCCUGCGCCAGGGCGCCUUUACUCUUGUCGGUUCAAUUCUGGUUUAUUUGCGGUUCCUUGGGAGGAAACCCGUGGUCUGGUGGAGGACGUCGGUCUGGAUAUGACGGUUGUGUAUCCUGCUGAGGAGACCGUAGGAAACGAUGAAAAAGAGGGCUUAUAA